Daphnia magna is the source of this 1140-nucleotide messenger RNA. RefSeq lists its product as uncharacterized. NCBI's taxonomy places the organism in Eukaryota, Metazoa, Arthropoda, Branchiopoda, Diplostraca, Daphniidae. The transcript has a single exon. The coding region runs from base 1 to 1110 and encodes 369 amino acids. The record is from RefSeq and is a predicted model, not a curated record.
AUGCCUACAUUCAGUUCAAGAAACAAUUCAUCAAGAAACGAGGACACUGUCAAACAAAAUUUUGAAGUAGCGAAAUAUCUGCAACGAAUUAUGGAACUGGAAGAACAACUACAAGUAGCAAACAAAACAAUUGAUGAACUUAACUCAAAGUUAGGAGAAGUGACUAUUAAUAAUUCUCGACUAAGUGAUAACUUAAAUGAAAAAUCAAAAGAUCUAUAUACUAAGUGUGUAGAAAACGACGAGUUCAUGGUUUACUAUACGCGAUUUAGUAAUCAUUCGUUUCAAACAAUGUUUGAAGCAUCGCUACCAGUUAAGGAACACAAUAACUGCGCGUUAGAUUUACGUCGUCAAUUUUUCGUAAUGUUAUUGAAAAUUGCACUUAACUUCGGUUUUAGGGAUUUAGCGAUUCGCUUUAAUGUUUCACGCUACACAGUUUCCGAUUAUUUUCACAAAUGGAUAGGUAUUAUACAUGAUAGGUUCUUUUCUAAAGUAAUUUUUUGGCCUACAAAAGAGGCUCUCCUUAAAACAAUGCCCAUGUGUUUCAGGGGCGGCGAAUUUGAAAAUACUACUGCAAUCUGGGAUUGCUUUGAAAUUCAAACAGACACACCACAUACUCCAAGUGAUCAAGCUGGAUCAUUCUCUUACUACAAACAACGCCCAACCGACAAAAUCUUAAUAUCAAUAACACCGCAAGGUACUGUUAACUUUGUUUCAAAUGGGUUCUGUGGGAGGGUUAGUGAUAAGCAUGUAGUUAUCGAAAGCAAUAUUUUAGAUAAGUUACAACACGGAGAAUUGAUUCUUGCAGAUAGAGGUUUUCCACUUGAAGACGUCGUUGCCACUAGAGAUGCGAAAUUUAAAGUUCCUCCUUUUAUGAAAGAUAAAAAACAAUUAAGUGAACAAGAAACUGAAGAGACAAGACGUAUUGCUAAUGUUAGAAUUCACGUUGAAAGAGUAAUUGGCGCCAUUCGGACACGUUUCAAAAUCUUAAAGGGUCCCAUAAAUAUUAAUUUUUUGAAAAAUGUAGAGGUUGAUAAGUCUUUUGUGGAUAAAAUAGUAAAAGUCUGUUGUAUUUUCUCCAAUCUUCUACCAAGUGUCGUUCCACUCGAUUGAUGUUGAAAAUAAAAUUGGAUGCAAAAAUAA